Molecule: messenger RNA, 6398 nt
Organism: Chroicocephalus ridibundus (black-headed gull)
Lineage: Eukaryota; Metazoa; Chordata; Aves; Charadriiformes; Laridae
Gene: FAM135B
Product: family with sequence similarity 135 member B
Exons: 21
Coding region: 209-4480 (1423 amino acids)
Source: RefSeq, a predicted model, not a curated record
GCAGCGGCGGCAGCAGCAGCAGUCCUGGCAGGAGCCAGAGCCCGGCAGCCGAGGCUGCAGCCAGCUGCCUGCCCGUCCCCUACCUGCACCGUCACCCCGGCACCGCACCGGCACCGACCCCGGCGGGGGCAAAAAUAAGGGAGAGGGAGCAGAGGGAGGUGCACUGCAGAGGGAUCCCAGACAACCCAGGUGAUGACCUGAAAAAAUCAUGUCUGAGGUCCAGGGAACGGUCGAGUUUUCUGUGGAGCUACACAAAUUCCAUAAUGUGGACCUCUUCCAGAGAGGGUAUUACCAGAUAAGAGCUGGAGUGAAGAUCCCAUCCAGGAUUCCCCACAGGGUGUUUGCUACGAUUGCGGGACAGACAGGUGAUUCCAGCCUCUGCUCAGCCUGCGUUCAUGAAAACAACGUUUACAGCAGAAUAUUUCAGAUUUUGUACAGAAACGAAGAAAUCAUUCUUAAUGAAUCAAUGAACUUCAGAGUGCACCUGCUGCUGGAUGGCGAAAGGGUGGAAGAUGCAUUGAGUGAGGCAGAUUUUCAGCUCAAGUUGGACCUGCACUUUACUGAUAGCGAACAACAGCUGAGAGAUGUCCCAGCAAUCCCCAUGAUCAGCAGCCGUACACUGUGUCUUCACUUCCACCCCCGGAGAGGUCUGCACCACCAUGUUCCUGUCAUGUUUGACUAUUUCCACCUGUCAGUGAUAUCCGUCACGGUGCACGCGUCACUGGUAGCAUUACACCAGCCUCUGAUCAGUUUUGCUCGUCCAGGGAAAGGUUCAUGGCUUGGUAAGGGAAACCUGGAGGCGGGACCAGACCAGUCCAGUAUGUCAUUAGAAAAUCUAGUGUUUGGAGCUGGUUACUGCAAACCCACAUCUUCAGAGGGCAGCUUUUAUGCCCCGUCUGAAAACUGCAUGCAGCAUGCAUACAAAUGGCAUAAGGACCUCUGUCAUCUGCUCUUGAAUGCUCAAAGAGGACUUCACACGUACUACGCCCUCAUAAUGAAGGAGAUUCCUGAUUUACCACAGCUGAAAUUGGAGGAGCUAUCUGUGGAAGAGACGUUAUCUCAGUUUUGUACGGAGCUGCAGCUUCUGAGCAAUCCAGAGAAGAUAGCAGAACAGAUAAGCAAGGACCUCGCCUGGCUUUGCUCCCACCUCCUGGCCCUGUGGACCCAGUUCCUGGAGGUGGCAACUCUCCACCCAGAAGUCACAGCUUAUCUGACUCAGGAACAUCACAUGCUAAGGGUGAGGAGAUUCUCAGAAGCCUUCUUCUACACCGAGCACCAGAAACUCGCUGUGCUCACAUUCCAGGAAGGCCUGAUCCAAAGUCAUGGACAGAUUUCUACAGAAAUUCGUAAUUCGGAGUACUUCACCAGCAUGCCCCCGCUUCCGGCAGAAUGCCUUGACAUAGACGGGGACUGGAACACACUCCCAGUUAUCUUUGAAGAUAGGUACAUGGAUAUGCCUUGCAAAGACCAGAAUUUGGAAGUUUUCCCAGAUUUUGAGGUUCCUGCAAAUACCCAAAUGGACAUAAUAGGUGACAAUGAAGAUUUUACAUCAAAUGAUGCCACUGCAGUAAUAAAAGGAGACUUUGGGAAACGUACUCUGAUAAUACACACAGACAGGAUAAAUGGGAAUCCCUCCUGCAUAUACAGUGGUACUGAAGGUGCUGCUUAUACAUCUAAGGGUUUAAACCAGCACUCCACAUCUCAGGUAUGUACAGUGAACAAAGAAGGCCAAAGGAAAACUGAAAGUAUUUUUGUUUCAAGUAAGGAAACUACUUCUGACUCAGAGCCAGGCAAUACAGAAUGCACAUCAGAAGACUUUAAAACAUCCCAGGAAGUUUUAUUAAAAGACAAUAGACUUGUGGCAGAUGUAAUCUGCAAAGAUACGAAACCUAGCAAUAAGGAUUCCCACAGAAGUGAGCCUAUGUUAAUCGUCAGUGCUCAGUAUGAGUGUGGAGCAUGUGGAACUGAGGGCUUGGAAGACAGGACCGAAAUACGUAAAACAGAUGAAUCUAGUCAUCCUGAGAAUAAUCUCACUUCAUCUGAGCUUGCGUUGAAUGAAUUAACCAGUCUUGAAAAAACAGAAGAUCCAGACACCAAGGCUCUGCUCCCUGUUUUGAAAACUUUGCCCACACACAGCGUUGGAGUGAAAUUGUUCACAAAGGAGCAACGAGGCGAGGAGUGUGAAGAAUUUACCCUGAUGUCAGGGGUUAUAAAGAGAUCCUCCUCUAUAAUAUCUGAUUCAGGCAUUGAAAGUGAACCAAGUUCGGUGGCGUGGUCUGAUGCUCGUAGCCGGGCACUGGAGCUGCCCAGCGAUCGAGAGAUUCUGCAUCACUUGGUACGAAGGCACGCCAUCCACCGAAAUUCCCUGGAGGGUGGCCACACAGAAAGCAAUACGAGCUUGCCCAGUGGGAUCCAAGCGUCGCUCACAUCCAUAAGCUCUUUGCCCUUUGAGGAAGAUGAGAGGGAAGUGGAGCUUACCAAGCUGACCAAAUCUGUCUCCGCUCCUCAGAUCAGUAGCCCAGAAGAGCCUGCAGAGGAGGUGGAUAUAUCCAAACACAGGGAAGCAUCCUCAGGAGAUUCAGGAGAAAACUUAAAAAGUUGCAUGGAAAGAGAGGGUGAGGAUGGGCAAUUAGUUGUGGACUCUCUUGGGUGUCAAAUCACCACUGAAAGUGAGCAAUUAGAACAAGGAGGACAUCCCAAACCCUAUGUCAAACACAGUAGCAGUAACAUUGAGUUACAAGGGGAGGAGGAGAAGGAAGAUUUUCCAGAGACUUACUGUAGUUUGGAAAGUGCAAGACCACCCGUUUGUCCAAAGCAGCUCAGAGAAAAUGUCUCUGAAUGCCAGUCACUGGAGAGCAAUGAUGAGUGCAGCUUAAAAACACCAAGGGCUUGUAAUUACUUGGACAAAAAUAUAGAUAAAUUUGAUACAUGUAUUGAGGAUCCAAAGGAUAAACUUAAGCCGGACAAUUUAAAAACCCAACAAGGCUUUUAUUCCGAUAGCAGAAUUUCAGGCGAGGAGAGUUUCUCACAAAGCAUAAAGCUGGUACCAGAUUUUUGCUAUCCUGUUCCAGCUCCUUCAGAGACCUCAACUGAAUUUGGCUCAAUGCAAGGAGAAUGUGGUAGCUCUCUUGCUGAUGAGAGCCCGGCAGUGUAUGCAGAAAUGCAGGGCUUACAAGAAAUCGAGCUCAAUGACUCACCUGCCUCAGCAGACCCUGCUGCAGGAUCCUACCAGCCUGAAGAUCCUCAAGAACCCAACGGUCAAGAGCAUAAACUUGUAGCCAAUGGCACCGUGUUUCAUUCGGCGACAGCGGAGGGAGUAGCCCUGGAAAGCAGAAAGGCUGUUGAUGUGGUUAACCUGUCUGUCUCUUGCACAGCCACAUGUCUUCCCUUUUCUUCUGUGCUCAAAGAGACCCCUGCUAUGGUCGGCUUCUCUGCAAAGCAGGCUGCAUUCCCCAUCACACGCCAGCCUCUGGGCUCUUUCGGAGUUGUCUCUUCUAAUUCGAAUGAGGUGGAUGAAGAGACCAAUGAAAGGAUGCUGAAUUUUUAUCAGGCCAAAGAAAAAUUUAAAAAAGAAAUGAAGAUUGAAGGAUUUCUGUACAGUGACUUAUCUGUACUAGCUUCUGAUAUCCCAUAUUUUCCACCAGAGGAAGAGGAAGAAAAUUUGGAAGAUGGAAUUCACCUGGUUGUCUGUGUCCAUGGAUUGGAUGGUAACAGUGCAGAUCUGCGGCUGGUAAAGACUUUUAUAGAACUGGGACUCCCUGGUGGAAAACUGGACUUCCUAAUGUCUGAAAGAAAUCAGACUGAUACUUUUGCUGAUUUUGAUACAAUGACAGACCGAUUAUUGGAUGAAAUUAUUCAGCAUAUCCAAUUGUACAACCUCUCCAUAUCCCGAAUAAGUUUUAUUGGACAUUCCCUUGGUAACGUCAUUAUUCGAUCUGUACUAACUCGCCCCAGGUUUCGCUAUUACCUCAACAAGUUACACACCUUCCUAUCCCUAUCUGGGCCUCACCUGGGAACCCUUUACAACAACAGUACUUUGGUUAGUACAGGUCUAUGGCUCAUGCAGAAGUUGAAAAAGUCAGGGUCACUUUUGCAACUGACCUUCAGGGACAACGCAGACCUGCGCAAGUGUUUCCUCUAUCAGCUCAGCCAAAAAACGGGUCUUCAGUACUUUAAAAAUGUUGUGUUAGUGGCCUCACCCCAAGACAGAUACGUACCCUUUCAUUCAGCAAGAAUAGAAAUGUGCAAAAAUGCACUUAAGGACAGACACACAGGUCCUGUUUAUGCAGAAAUGAUUAACAACCUGCUCCAGCCUUUGAUUGGGGCAAAGGACUGCACUUUGAUCAGACACAACGUGUUCCAUGCUCUGCCAAACACCGCCAACACGUUGAUAGGCCGAGCUGCCCACAUUGCCGUGCUGGACUCUGAACUUUUCCUGGAGAAGUUUUUCCUCGUGGCAGGACUCAACUACUUCAAAUAGUGCCUGAACUAUGGGAUAGCAGAGGCAAACAUUUUCAUCAAGUGGAGGAGAAUCCCUUUGCCAAAAGAGCGCAGUGUUAGAAAUGAGAUCAGGUGGGACUUUCAAACUCUCCAUUCCCAUUUCUGUUUCAGAGAGUAAAGUGCUAUGGCUUUAAGGCAUUCAAGCUUCCAAAUAUUGGUGCUUUUGGAAGAAAUAAAUAUUCCUCUUCAGUUUCUAUGUUCUUUGUCCACAUAAAGACAUGAGACACUUCUGAAGUACAGAAGCAGAAUAAGGCGGCUAAUUCUCUAAACGUGAUUGGAUCAAUAUGAUUCCCAUUUCUCCUGAAUAUUAACGCGGGAACUUGGCUUUCCUUGAUUUAAUGCUUAUUUAUGUAUUAACAAAGCUAUAAAUUUGUAGCACUUUUGGGGUAGUUAACACAAGAGGAAACAAACAUAUAUGAACUCAGGAUAAAACCUCCUUUGUGAUGAACUGAGAAGUCUGAAAAACAUUUAUGAAAGUUUCAGUGUUUCCAUUUGUCGGAAGAAAAUAUCCGGAUGGUUCCAGUACUGAUGAGCAACUGACAAAUACUGUUGGGCUGAGUUUCGAGAAAUUAAUUUCAGCUUUACGGAGGUCAAUAUUUUUCUUCAUAAAAAAAACUAUAAAAGAUUCAAGCAGCUGCCCCCUGGAUUUACUAACCAUUUGUACCCAUGCAUAGUGGAUGUAAAAUGCUAACAUUGGUGUACACGCCCGUGUUUGUGCACACAGGCUGCAAGGCAAUGCAUCAGAGAUAUAUCGUCCUCCAAGUACUUCCUUUAAGGCUGAUUGUUCAGGGCAAGCAAUAUGCAUGAUAUCACUGGUGCAUGUAACAGUUAAGUACAGCCUUCUGCAAAUCUGGAUUUAAAGACAGUAACUUUAUACUGAGGCUGAACUUUGCAGAUGAGUAGUCUAUGGCAUUUUUAGUUAUAACCGUUUCUGUGGUCUGAAUGUGAGUGCAACUGAUCCUGUCACGUGACACUAGAGGUUGCACAGUUAAAUGACACAUUAUUACAUCCGAUUGAGGCAGUUAUGUUUCUCGCAAAUUAUAUUUCAAAUCAGGCAGAAGAGGCAAUAAUUAGAGGCUGUGAGCUUGGAAAAUCUGUACUGUUUCUUUAUUUAUUUUUUAAGACACCAAGAUUUACAACCCAUGCUCCGUUCUGCCUCUCUCUAAUUUACUUCCCUUUCCCUAAUGAACAUUUGUCAACUGCCAUACACUUCAAUUUUCUUUAACUAUGUCUGUCAAGAUUUAAGUGAGACUUAUAUCGAAAAAAACAAAACUGAACUCACAAAGUGGAAACAAAUGAAGUUGAGUCAAUUCCUUGACAUUUUAAGGAAAACGGAGAUGCAAAUCAAAGUUCUUGAAAUGUAGGUUCUGACUCAACAGCAUCCACAAGGUCUUAACUAAGGGUCUGACCCUGAGAAAUGCUGCUCAGAUGCACUUUUGAUAUAAUGGGCCAGAUCCCCACGUGGAUUAGCCUGAUCGAGCAGUUUAUAAAGCCUAAGGAUCUUGCUGAAUGGCAACCAGUAGCAUUCAUGGCAUCUCACAGUCAGACCACCAGAAGAUAGCAAAUGUCCUGGGUUAUUUUUAAGGCCAAUUUUUCAGUUGGUCUAUCCUGUUUUAAAAAACAAUGUCUUUUUAGACAAAUGCAGACCUCUCCAAGGGAUCAAGUCAAUAGAUUAAUGUGGACAGAUCCUUAUAGGUUAAGGGAAAGGGCUUUUAAUUUUUAAAUCUACUACUUUGAAUCAUGAUCAUACAAAAAAAGCUGAAGAAAUCUGACAUGGUCCCUUGUAUAAACAAGAUCAUGAAUGUAAAGCUUAUAAUGCCACUGUGAAAUUUUAAUGCUUAUUUAUUAUAGUUAUGAUGAAACCUGUAUAAUAAGAUGAUGAUGAUAAUAAUAAUAAU